GAGAGGCAUGUUUUUACCCUCAACAAACAUCAUCUUUGUUUGAGUAUCUGUAGUCUGUGUAACCACAGCAAGGUCUUUUUUCUCCCUUAGAAUAUAUCUCAAACCUUUUCUUUCUUGUGUUUGUUUCACAAAUAGUUUAAAGUAGAGCUGCCUUCCACACUUGUGUUUCAGUUUGUUGCAGAAUAUGUGAGGGACCGCCUAACACUGUUGGUGUGCUUGCAACUGGAAAGCAGUAAUGGAGUCUUGGUGUAGAUAAAUUUACUCUAUGAGGACUGAAGCUGUUGUUAAUUCCCAGGGCCAGACUGGUUAUCUAACAAAGGAUUCAAACCAGGAUGUAGCACUUAAACUUGCCCAGGAGCGAGCUGAAAUAGUUGCUAAAUAUGACAGAGGACGAGAAGGUGCAGAGAUUGAACCUUGGGAAGAUGCUGAUUACCUUGUUUACAAAGUCACGGAUAGAUUUGGCUUCUUACAUGAGGAGGAGCUCCCAUAUCACAAUGCAGCUAUGGAACGGCAAAAGCACCUGGAAAUUGAAAGAACUACUAAAUGGUUGAAAAUGCUAAAAGGAUGGGAAAAAUACAAGAACACUGAAAAGUUUCAUAGGAGAAUUUACAAAGGAAUCCCACUCCAACUCAGAGGUGAAGUCUGGGCACUGCUCCUGGAGAUCCCAAAAAUGAAGGAAGAGACCAGAGACCUGUACAGUAAAUUAAAACACAGAGCACGGGGUUGUUCGCCUGAUAUCAGACAGAUAGACCUUGAUGUCAACCGCACAUUUAGGGACCAUAUCAUGUUUAGAGACAGAUACGGUGUGAAGCAACAAUCCCUGUUCCACGUUCUUGCUGCAUAUUCUAUUUAUAAUACGGAGGUUGGAUACUGUCAGGGGAUGAGCCAGAUCACAGCCUUGCUCCUCAUGUACAUGAACGAGGAAGAUGCCUUCUGGGCCCUGGUCAAGCUGUUCUCAGGCCCCAAACACGCCAUGCACGGAUUUUUUGUCCAUGGUUUUCCCAAACUCUUGAGGUUUCAAGAACAUCAUGAAAAAAUACUGAAUAAAUUUUUGUCCAAGCUUAAGCAGCACUUGGAUUCUCAAGAAGUCUACACAAGUUUUUACACAAUGAAGUGGUUUUUUCAAUGUUUCCUUGAUCGGACGCCCUUUACACUAAACCUCAGAAUAUGGGACAUCUAUAUCUUCGAAGGAGAACGAGUUCUUACUGCUAUGUCUUACACAAUCUUAAAAUUACACAGAAAACAUCUUAUGAGAUUGUCCAUGGAAGAACUUGUAGAAUUUCUUCAGGAGACCUUGGCAAAGGAUUUUUUCUUCGAAGAUGACUUUGUAAUAGAGCAGCUCCAGAUUUCUAUGGCAGAACUGAAGCGGGCAAAGCUCGACCUUCCAGAGCCUGGCAAAGAGGAUGAAUUUCCAAAAAAACCUUUGGGGCAGCUUCCCCCUGAAGGUCAGUCGGCUGGUGUCGCUCACCUGAGCAACGGACAGAGGAGCGUGGGCAGGUCGAGUCCUCACCCUGGCGGUCGGAGAGGCAGCGGCUCGCCCCUCAAGACCCACGACCCUUCCCCGCCCCACCCACGCCGCACCGGCACCCCGGAGAGGGCGAGGCAGCAUCGGCGGAAGUCGUCGGACGAGGAGGGUAAGAGGCUUCGCGACGAGGCUGAGGCGCAGGCGCAGAGGAGACUCCCGCCGGCCGCCCAGGACGGCUCCGGGCAGUACAACCACGCGGCGGCCAAUCAGAACAGCAACGCCACCUCGCGCGCCCGGAAGGAGUUCGCGCCCCGAUGGCACAAGCCUUCCGAGGCCGCGGUUCUGGAGAAGACCGCCAAGUCCGCCGUGGAAGGCCGGAGCCGGGCCGCACCCCCCGCGCUCGCCGACCCCCGGGCCGCGCACGUGAGGCAGAAGACGAAGGUGCUGGACGCAGAGGAGGGCAAGCGCGGCUCCACCGCCUCGCAGUACGACAACGUGCCUGAGGACGGUCCGGGCGGCGCUGUGGAGGAGGCGCUGGAGCGCGCGCGGGCGCAGAGCCCCCGGAGGCCCUCCGAGCCCGGCGCCAGCCCGUCCAGGGCCCCGCCCAAGUUCGCCUUCAAAGUCCUGCCCACGAGUUACGCCCCGCACCCGUUCCUGCCAGACGGGGAAGAUCGCGGGGCCGCGCACCCUCCUUUGUACAGUAACCCCCCCACCUACCAGGGCAGCUCUCCAAAACGGGUCCCCGCCGCCAACAGCAGCUUCCCGUUCCCCCCCGGGGCUCACACGAAUCCUUCCUGGAGACCUUACGGCUCCGCGCUUCCAGUCAGCGCUUCUCCAGAGAAAUCUCACAGCCGCCCGACUCCUCUGGUCCAGCCGUCGAGUCGAAUAGAAGUUCUCCCUGCUGAUUUUGGUGCCGGCGGAUAUUCGGGCAAUUCAGGGUCCCCAAAGAAUGGGAAAUUCAUCCUUCCUCCAGGGGAUGGAUUGCCAGAUAACAGAAAAUGGUCAGAAGUUGGUUACACGUGGAGACCAGAGAUGCACGGACAGCCGUGGACAAGAGAUGUCAACCGUGGCCACUUGAGCAGUUUCCCAAGACACCCCACGUUUCACCACACCCCCUAUCAGGACCACGCCCUCCCCGCAGUCUCCGUAGAUGGUCCAGUGCGGUAUAGAACUUCCCCAGCUCUGGAAGACGCCACUUCACCCGGGUUUCAGUAUUCAGGGCCCUCACCUCCAGCGUAUCACUACAGAAAUCGGGAUGGACUCUCUAUUCAGGAGUCAGUAUUGCUGUAAGAAUUCAUCUGUACUUGCUGCAGACAAGAGACUAGAAACCGUAUGAGACCUGAAUUGCUACGUUUAUAAUUGCCAAAGCAGUAUUUUAUACAAUUGUAAAGAACUCGCACAGUUCUCAUGUAUGUCAGUAAUAAGAAUAUAUGGAAGUGAUUUCAUCCCCACCUAGAUGCCGCUUAACAAUGAGCUUUUAACGUGCAUCAUCACUGAACCCAUUAAAAGGAAUUUAACCUGGAAAUAUAGCAAUAGCAUUUAGGGAUGCACGCACAGUUUCAUUUAUAUCUUUUUCCAAAAUCUGAAUAUUUGUACUCUCUUAGCCCAUUCUAUUUUGAGUAAUGUUACAGAGCACUGAAAAGCGGUAGAAUAGGUAUUUUUAAGGCUGUCCCUAGUGUAUGGUGUUUUUUAAUAGCUACUAUAUAGGCAUCUACCCAUAUACAGUCAAACACAGAACUAAAAAAAGGUUUUGAAGAAAAUAACUUUCAAUGUAGAUCCAUGGAAUAAUUUAUUCUUUUCCCUAACUUACCUUUUAGUCAAGUUUUGUCCGCAGCCCCCGCCCCCCCCCCCCCCCCUUGUAUUUUUAACCCAGGUCCUAAACUGACUUGAGGGUUUGCCCUGAUUUAAUUUGGCGUCUCAUGGAAUGCUCAGCUUUCUCAUUCAGUUUUCAAUCUGAAAAUUAAAGACAUUGGAGAGGAAGGCUAACCAGUUAAUGGUGCUUAAAAAAUCAGCACAGUUUAAGUUUUGUUUUCAGAAGUGCAGCACGCAGUGUGUCCGUGUUCACAGAGAAAUCAGCUUUCGUGUGUCUCUGCCUUUUUCUGGUCUGACUCCUGUAAAGCUCAGAGCAGAGUAUGCUUGCCAGACGCCCAGAAAGUGCGCGCAUAACUCUCCAGUGGAUGCCAGCUGAAGUUGCAAGUUACCAAUCAUCAGUCACUCAUAGCAGAACCAACUGCUUUGAAAUUCAUUUGAAAGCAGGAUUAACAAUAUGGUCCUUUCUUACUUCUGUCCCUUAAAUUCCUGUGAAACCUCCCUACAAAGGGCAGGGAGAUACUUAUAUGGUCUUUUCCUGGCCCUCUUCCUUUAAAGAAUGUAGUCAGUGGAUAUUGCUGCUCUUAGGCCAUUAAAUUAUUGCUUUGUAAAAUUGUAAAAAACGAUCCUAAUUAUUACUAGGAAUCUCAGAUUUUGGUCCUUUUUUUUUUUUUAAUAGCAUGGCUAUCAUAUUUUCAGAAAUCUUUUUUUGGUUGGUUGUUUCAGUGAAAAAAGUUCAGUUUCAUGGUAACAAAUCAGCAGUAUCUUUCAGAAUGUUCUUUUACACUACAAUGACCAGAACGGCAACCAAGUUUUGGGCACUCCAAGAAACUCUGUCUUUGGGUUUCACUGGAGAGCUGGUUUUCACCCUCACUUUGCUCUUGUUCAAACAGUAGAGAAGAGAAAACCUAACAUUGAUGGUUCUUCUUGUAAGUUGGGGCUUUUAAGCUUUCAAGGUACAGAAGUAUAUGUUUUAAAAUGAGAGUAACAUUUGUUUAGCUAGUGAAUGUGACAAUAUUUUUUAUGUAUAUAAUGAGUCUAAUGUAAUUUUAAUCAACUUGGUAAUGAUGUUAUUAAAGGGCAAAACAAAUGCAGUGUGUUAGCAGCUGAGCACUGCACAGAAACUCUGACAAAAUCCCAAUACCACAAGGCUCCUGAUUCAGAUCAUGUGGAAGCUGAGAAAUAAAUGUAUAUAAAAAUGUAGCUGGGGAUGUGAACUCCAAUUUUAAACCAUGAUUCUGUGACUUGUAAUAAUCCAAGCUGUACAAUUUAGUUUAUGAUAGCAGCAUCAGAGCUGCUUCAAAAUAUAUAUAUAUCAACAGUGGUAAAUACUGUAGAUUUAUAUAUAUAUAUAUGCAAAAAAUAUAUACACACACACUAUUUUCUUAUGUCAUCUAUGACAUUUUUUAUCUGUAUACUUUUUUUGAUGUGAUUGUUUUUAACAUGCUAAAGAAGUAUAUUUUGUUUGUGUCUUUUAUGUGCUUUUUUCAUAUGGCAUCUCUGAUUUUUCUAAACCUUGUUCCCUUCUAACUGAGUAGAUAUGACCCAUUAUUUGCCUCCAUGCCUAUAUAUAUUGCAGUUCUAUGUUACAUGCUUUACUAGUUUCCAGUAAUUCUGUAUUUAGAACCGUAUCACCUGCCUUUAUUUAAUCAGCCAUUUUUAAUAGCUUACAAGUCUGUUAGUGUGUGAAAUUCACUCAGUUGUGUCCAACUCAUUGCUAUCCCCAUGGACAUAUAGUCAUGGGAUUCUCCAGGCCAGCAUACUGGAGAGGGUAGCCUUUCCCUUUUCCAGGGGAUCUUCCCAACCCAGGGAUUGAACCAGGUCUCCCACAUUGCAGGUGGAUUCUUUACCAGCUGAGCCACAAGGGAAGCCCUUUUAAUAGCAAUAAGGUAUUAUUUUCAGUUUCCCCCCAUUGUGAAAUGUAGCUGUUGGCUUUUCAAGUAGGAAAAUUUAAUUUGAACUUAUUUUGCCUCCAUCCAGUUUUACUCUUUCAAAUUUAUCUUUUAAUAAAAGAUAAAGAAUGAAAUGUUAAAAGAUGGAAUAAUAUUCUUAUAGGAGGUUAAGUAUAUUUAGAAAAAAUCUGGUAAGGAUCUUCAUUGUUUUCUCUAGAUAUAUACGAGGUAAAUAUUUUACCACCAUUAAGUCUUUUCUUCAUAGCAGUUUUGCUUAACACAGUAAGCACUUUGAUAUAGUUUAUAUAUUUUUUUAAUAGUUUGAAAAAUUAAAGAAACUAGACCUAGUGUCUCAGAGAGUUUUAAAACUUCAACUCUUUCAGGUGCUUAUGUUGUUUCCAGGAUGUUUAAAACAGAAGACAGCUUUGGGAGCCGACAGAUGUCUCUACUGUCAAACCAGACAUACAGGGGAGGAACAGAAUUACUCUUCCUCCUGCCCUCUAGGUUCUCCAUCCAGACCUCGUAGGUUGGGCUGAUAAAGGGCAGACGAGCAGGAGAAAGGCAACCAGAAGGUCAUUAUAACAUGUGUGUCCCGCCUUCACGUGGUAUCCAGUGAUGAGUUGCUCCAAGGGAGGGUUAGCUUUCCCCAACUAAGCUUUCUCCACCCAGCUUAGUUGGGGAAAGGGAUGGGGAAGAAAGGGCACUUAAAAGCAAAUGACUUUCUAGAAAAUAAAUGGGCCUUUAGCAAAGCAGAUAGGAGAAAUGAUCAUUUGUCCUGGGGGGCUGAGUGGGGCGCCAGAAGAGGAGAUUUGAAGUUGCCUGGGGAGGGGAUUUACGACAAUUGCAUUCUUUGGGAAGGCUCUGCUUUCAGGCAGGUAAAGGAUUUCAGGGCCUCCGGUAACCAGCCCAGCGGUCAUUCGUACCCCCAAAGUGGCCUGCUUUGGGGUGGCAGGUCCUGAUCCCCUGCACCAUCAACGACAGAAUGUUUCUCUAAAGAAGGAAAAGAGAUUCAGUCAGUGGGACAUCUCCAAAGAAGCAAAAUAGACGUUUACAGGAUGUGAUAUGAUUGUUUUAACUUUUUUUUCAUUUUAAGAAGAUUCUGAUACUAAGUUUUAUGUCACUGUGAGUGUCACUUUAUAUUUAAUCAUUUCCGAUCUUUGUCUCAGGGCUCGUUACACCAUAAGCACAAAAAUGAUGCCUAGUCAAUAUUUCGCUAAGAUCCCUUUUCUUUACUUUUUUUAUGAUUAGAGAAAAACAUUCCAGGUCCACAAAUAGGGCUUUAUUCACACAGGAUCUACAGCUUAAUCUUUUGGAAAUAUUAUUACUUCUCAGUUAUCUUUUAGAUUCACGCCUUUGUUUUCAGAUGUUCUUGAUUGUGGGUUAUUUAAGAUUGGUUUUGGCAGUCUGUUUCUUUGUUUUAAUUGUCCUUUAAUGGAUUUUAAAUUUCAUUUCUAAUACUAACAUUAAUACUUAGCGAUCAGACAGUUUUAAUAAGUCAGACUUAACUUUUACAAUGACCUAAGGUGUUGAGAACAGGAAGAAAGGAUUCCAUUUAAUAUUUAUUUGUGAAUUGUACUCUCAGAAGGGUUUCUGUUACUGAUAAAUCUAAGCAUAACUGCCACCAUUUUAUCAGUAAGAAUCCUGAAAAAUAGAGGAAAAAAAUAACAGAUUUCAUAGGAGUGGAUCUUCACCCCUGCUGCUCAUUAAAACUAAUUGGGGAAUUUUUUUUUUUUUUUAUCAAUUGUAUAUUCCCGCUGUGAGCUGU
Molecule: messenger RNA, 6931 nt
Organism: Cervus elaphus (red deer)
Lineage: Eukaryota; Metazoa; Chordata; Mammalia; Artiodactyla; Cervidae
Gene: USP6NL
Product: USP6 N-terminal like
Exons: 14
Coding region: 266-2755 (829 amino acids)
Source: RefSeq, a predicted model, not a curated record